This is a messenger RNA of Staurois parvus, 294 nucleotides long. The record is from the annotation of a GenBank genome assembly. Lineage: Eukaryota; Metazoa; Chordata; Amphibia; Anura; Ranidae.
GGUCAGAGACUGCAGACAUACUACAGGAGAUGGUCAGAGACUGCAGACAUACUACAGGAGAUGGUCAUAGACUGCAGACAUACUACAGGAGAUGGUCAGAGACUGCAGACAUACUACAGGAGAUGGUCAGAGACUGCAGACAUAGUACAGGAGACAGUCAGAGACUGCGGACAUAGUACAGGAGACGGUCAGAGACUGCAGACAUACUACAGGAGACAGUCAGAGACUGCGGACAUACUACAGGAAACGGUCAGACACUGCAGACAUAGUACAGGAGACAGUCAGAGUCUGCAG